UUGUCGCGUUCGGGGUGGAACCUUCAAGGUCUAUGUGGACUGUAGGAAAAGUUACAACGGAUAAGACCUAUUCUCGCGCACGUAAGCAGCAAUAAGGUCGUGUCGGGACUGCUUAAAGACCAACUUGAAAAAUUCCUAAUCUAUAAUUGAAAUCCACCUCAUUAUUCAGUCCAUUUGGUGAUAAUAUGUUCAAUUCAUACACUAUACCCAAGCCCUAAAUACCCAGUAUGUCCUAAUGACCGGGCGAGACAACAGUGCGCCCAUGCACUACCCAGUCUGGCGACAAUACUGACGACGAAGAAGAAGCCGAACUUAAUUUAAGUUGAUUGGUUGAUUAGUCAGGUAUUGUGUUGACAACACGCGGCGAAACAUUUCAGUUUUGACAGGGGCGGUUCUGCACCUUGCCUGACCUCCACCAACAGUGCCACCUUCUCCUCACGCCCCCCUGUUCCUCCCUCCUCUCCCCUAUCAGUUUGGACUCCUUUGUCCCGACUGAGUCAUGUUAGAUGUCAGUAAAUGGCCCGUGUUCUCUUUGCUAAGCACUAAGCAACUAGCCACGGUCCAACAGGCCUGCGUCUUUGGAGCCUCCAGUAACGAAGCCAUCUACAUUACUCAUGACAAUGAGGUGAAGAGUGUGUGUGCCCCACAUCAGAAUAUCUUGCCUCCUGAGGCUGCUCCUAAGCUAUUUGUGGUUGGUUUGAACUGCAGUAGCUGCCUCGGUACUGGCAACACUGUGAGCACCAUUGUGCCAAAGAAGCUAGACUUCCUGAAGGGGAAGAAGGUCAUCAGCUUGAGUUACGGCAGCGGACCCCAUGUCCUACUGGCCACUGGGGAUGGACAGGUGUUUGCUUGGGGGCACAAUGGCUACAGUCAGCUGGGGAACAGGACCACCAACCAGGGUCUGUCCCCAGUCACCCCACACAUACCAAGCAAAGUGACAGAGGUGGCUUGUGGCUCCUAUCAUUCCAUGGCUCUCACUUGGGAUGGCGAGCUCUUUGCGUGGGGUUACAAUAACUGUGGCCAGAUUGGUUCAGGCUCCACAACUAGCCAGCCCUUCCCCAGGAAAGUCGCCGGCUGCUUGGUGGGCAGGACUGUAGUGGGCAUCACAUGUGGACUGGCAUCCUCCUUUGCUCUUCUCAACAAUGGAGAGGUUCAUGCCUGGGGCUACAAUGGUAAUGGACAACUGGGUGUUGGAAACAGUACAAACCAGCUGAUGCCUUGCUGUCUUGCUGCACUCAAAGGGCUGCGUAUUCAUCAAAUUGUGUCAGGCUAUGGCCACUGCCUGGCACUAACAGAUGAAGGGCUGCUGUUUGCCUGGGGAGCAAACACCUAUGGUCAGUUGGGAACUGGCAACAAGGGCACCUACCUCAGCCCAGUACAAAUCAUGGAAGGCAAGGACAGGUUUGUGGAGGUCGCUGCCUGCCAUUCCACAAAUACUUCUGCAGCCAAGACCCAAAGUGGGCAGGUGUAUGUGUGGGGUCAGUGUCGAGGCCAGUCCGUUGUCCUGCCACACCUCACAGAGUUCACCAACACAGACAACGUCUUUGCCUGCUUUGCAACACCCUCUGUCAUGUGGAGGCUCAUGUCUGUAGAGCAUGAUGACUUCCUGACAGUUGCUGAGGCUCUGAGGAAAGAGUUUGACAAUCCAGAAACGGCUGACGUUGCAUUCAGCAUUAAAGGCAGAUUAAUUCACGUUCACAAAGCUGUGCUGAAGAUCAGGUGUGAGCACUUCCGAUCGAUGUUUCGCUCCCAAUGGACAGAGGAUCAGCAGAUGGUGAUAACCAUUGACCAGUUCUCCUACCCUGUCUACAGGGCCUUCCUGCAGUUUCUCUACACGGAUACUGUCAGUCUUCCCCCUGAGGAUGCCAUCGACCUGUUGGACCUGGCCACAUCGUACUGUGAAAGACACCUGAAACGCCUGUGUCAGCAGAUCAUCAAGAGAGGAAUUACUGUUGACAAUGCCUUCACCCUGCUGUCUGCUGCUAUACAAUAUAAUGCAGAGGAACUGGAAGACUUUUGUUUUAAGUUCUGUGUCCGCCAUCUUACUGAGGUAACUCGGACUAAAGCCUUCUGGCAGGCGGACGGAGGGCUGCUCAAGCAGUUAAUCAGCAGGGCCAGUCGCUGUGGAGCCUUCAAGUACUGAGUAGUAUUGUAACAGUUUUUAAUAUAAAUAUAAACACUGUUCUGACCAAGUGAA
Monopterus albus (swamp eel) is the source of this 2197-nucleotide messenger RNA. It is a transcript of the gene rcbtb1, whose product is annotated as regulator of chromosome condensation (RCC1) and BTB (POZ) domain containing protein 1. The coding region runs from base 500 to 2143 and encodes 547 amino acids. The record is from RefSeq and is a predicted model, not a curated record. NCBI's taxonomy places the organism in Eukaryota, Metazoa, Chordata, Actinopteri, Synbranchiformes, Synbranchidae. The transcript is spliced from 13 exons. Gene Ontology annotation, molecular function: protein binding.